Molecule: messenger RNA, 3024 nt
Organism: Glossina fuscipes
Lineage: Eukaryota; Metazoa; Arthropoda; Insecta; Diptera; Glossinidae
Product: zinc finger protein 239-like
Exons: 1
Coding region: 744-1895 (383 amino acids)
Biological process (GO): regulation of transcription by RNA polymerase II
Cellular component (GO): nucleus
Molecular function (GO): RNA polymerase II transcription regulatory region sequence-specific DNA binding; DNA-binding transcription factor activity, RNA polymerase II-specific
Source: RefSeq, a predicted model, not a curated record
UAAAAUGCACGACAACUGGACUAAAUCUUUUAAUUUAUUUGCUUAUCAUUUUUAUUACACGUUACAAUGGUAUACAAAAGCAAUAGUUUCCUUUUUUUUCCUUUAUUAUUUUGGUAGUUUAACUUAGGUUUUAAAUCGCCUUGAUAAUGCGUGGCCAGAAUUCUUUUCUAAUCGUAUAAAAUAUUCUUUGCUCUAAAUAAUAAUUUAAUAUCGUAUUGGAUAUUCUUUUUCCGAGUAUUUUGAAAUUGUUCGAUUUUUUGAUCGUUUAAUUGGAUUAAUACUAUAGGAUAAGGAGUUGUCGCUCACGUGCGCAUUUAUAUUUUCGAUUGAUUUUGAUAAACGCAUAUAACGUAUGGCGUAUAGUAAAGCAUUUUAUAAAGGUUCAAUCCUAUAUUUCAUUGAUAAAUUGAUUAUUAUUUUUGUUGGUGCAUGUUAUGUAAUUUAUGUUUUACCAUAAAAUAGAGCAGCCUUCCUUUUUUUUAGAAUCUUUCCAAAUUUACUGGACAACUGGCAGAAAGGUUUAGUUAGUUAGUCAUCGAAAAGCGGCGAGUGAGACAUUUAAGAUAAAUUGCUAUUUUCCUGAUUUCUUGUAAAAAAUUAUACAUAUUUGUGAUUUUGUAUGUAAAGCAAUUCAAAGCAACGAUCAUAACUGCAAAAAGUAAACGUUUUAUAAAAGUGAAGACAGACAUAUAUUUUAAAUAAAUUUUAUAUAUGUAUAUAUAUAUAUAUAUAGUCUACAAAAUAUGGAAAAUUUUAUGGACAUAGACAGCUGUAUGUUACACUUACAUAAAUGUGGGGAGAUUUUCUGUGAUACUUUGACGGCUUCAAAUGUAAAUUUGAGUUUUCAGUGCUCGUUUUGCCGGAAAACGUUUACCGACCUAAAUGUAUUCCUAAACCACCUACAAAGUACACACAAUAAGCCAUCCCAAACAACUGUAGAGUUUUCUUCUGACAAUAAUAAACGAACGGAUAAAGAGGAAAUCGAAAACACUGUUGCGGAAAAUGGACACAAUGGUAACGAAUGUGCAUUAAAAGCCAUAUCUUUACUGGAAUGUGGCUUGAAAAGCAACAAAAAAGUAGUGAAUAACGAGCAAAAACGUAAAGAAUUAUCAUCUAAGAAUGGAUCUGAUACGCAAUCUAAACUAAUUACGAAAAAACGUAAGCCACGAGAACACGAUUGUCCUCAUUGUUGUAAGAUGUUUAAAAGGAUGUGGGACCUAAAACAGCAUUUGCAUAUACAUGACGGUGUAAAACCGUAUGAGUGCGAUCACUGUCCCGCUUCCUUUGCCUGUAAAUCAAAUCUUAUAGUGCAUAUAAGGGUACACAAGGGAGAUAGACCCUUUAUGUGUCACUUUUGUACGCGGAGUUUUGUUUCCACAAGCGAACGAUAUGUCCACGAACGUUACCAUACCGGCGAGCGGCCUUAUGUUUGUGAGUUUUGUGGUAAAAGUUUCGCCACCUCGUCAUCGCUGAAGAGCCACUGCAGUAGUCAGCACUUAAAUGAACGAAAUUAUGUUUGUGAUAUAUGUAAUAAACGUUUUAAUAGACCGAGCCAGUUAAGAAUGCAUCAUACAAAUAUACAUACUGAAGCGCCGCGAACUCAUGUCUGCACGAUCUGUAAAGCCGCUUUUAAAGGGAAAGCCGUAUUAAAAGUGCAUAUGAAUACCCAUACUGAAGGACCACGCACUCAUAUUUGCACGAUCUGUAAAGCAGCCUUCAAAACAAAGACUGGAUUAAAAAUACAUUUUAAAAUUCAUAAAGAAAAAACUCAUGAAUGUUUAGAGUGUGGCAAAAAGUUUGCACAAAGUUGCGGUUUAUAUACGCAUCGAAAAACACAUCAAAAACAAAAAGAAAAACGUGCAUCGGCAGAUCAAUUAAAACAAGAUAUAUCUUGAAUGACGAUUAAAUCAUUUUACGACUAAUUAUACGACUAUUGCUCUCAACAAAUACAAUAAUGAUAAUGAUGUGAUGCAUUUUAGAAGAAGUAGAAAAUGUCUUCCAAAACAAAUCUAUUAGAUCGCUUUUUCUAUGAUACUCUACUAAAAGCUAGUGCUGAAUGACGAUGUCCCCAAAUCACAACCAACCAUAGUUUUUAUUGCCCAGAAAUUCAUGCAUUACAAACUUUAUCAGACAUAUUAGGUGCUUGCAGAAAUGUUGAUCAUUACUCAAAAUAGCUUCCAUCGUUUUCGACAACAUUUUACAACAUUUUUGGCAACAUGGCGAUAUCACGUCGAAAGAACUUUUAUUGGUUUGGCAGCGAUCCACUCACCGACCCAUUUUCGUACACUCUCCAAUUUCCUCAAAUAAACAUGAAUUUGGACGGAGAAGAAUUUCGAGCGCUCGACGUACACUCAAUAAAUCAAUAUAAUUAUAUGAAGAAGCCAUUUCUCUAUCAUUUUUACCUAUAGAAGUCGCUCACUAAAAUUUUAGUAAACACCUAAUAUAGUGUGUAUAUGCAUUUCAUCAGUUUACCUAAGGCCUAUGUUUUUUUUUCUGUGGAUGAAAUGACCAGAAUAUCAAAAACUGUCACAAGAACUUGAAUCUCAGUGCUUGGCUACAAAUCAUGCCGGAAAAUAAAUAUUAUUUGUCUACAAAUGCCAAUUAAAUUUACUGCCCUUAUCGGGACCAAGGCCGGCAAACUAACAUUUAUAUUUUUAUACAUUUUUUUUGGUACAUUUUUAAAAAACAGUCGGCAUAGAGAAGUGCGCUCAAGUGCCUUUACGAUUUUCUUAACACAUUUAGCUAUGAAGACAUACGACUGACAACUGCGUGUGUUCUCUUACAGGUAGGUGUUGAAGGCAAAAUAGAAAAAGUUUCACAAUUCGUUCGUAUUGAGUUAGUUUAAAGAAGAAACGAAUCAAACGCCAAUUUUCUAUGAAUUUGAAUAAGAAAAUCGAAGCAACGAAAUAAUCAUUUUCUGAUAGGAUUAUUACAAAUUCUAAGUAUUAGGUUAUUUUCUUAUUAUUUUGCGAUAUAAUGAAAUGUAAAGCUCUUAUGAAUUUUUUUUUUUAAUGAAAUGAAUGU